CUCUCACUCCCUUGCUCUCUACUUGCAGAUCUUCAUACGUGCGUGCAUGAUAAUUGACUAUGGCAAACUUCCUACUGGCAAAACCCUCCUGAGGGACUUGCACAAGGGCUACAGCAAUGUGCAGUUCAACUUCGAUUCUAAAAACACACACUGCAUAGUCCAGGGCCCAUUCACUGAGCUGCAGGCCUUCAGCAGAGACCUGCUGGGCAACCUGAACCUCAGGAGCAAAGCCACUGGGGAGAUCCUCCUGCCAGAUUCCAGCCGUGGGGCCAAAGAGAUGGGAAUGCAUGAUCACCAGCAAGUGCCUGACUCCACUGAGUCAGCAGAAGAGACAGCAAAGCUGCCAAAUGGGGACCAGGAGUGUGAAAUGACAGCUAAAAUCCCAUCACCUCGUGGCCCAGUGGAUGGGGAAGCUGUGGAACAGCUAGAGGAAUUUUCUCUAAUGAUGGACUUGGACAUCUACCUGUACAUGCAGAGGUUCUGUGCUGCCAAGUACCAAGGUGUGCUGCGCCAGCAUCGCGUGGAUGUGGUGGAUGUUACCAGCGAUGGCAUCACCAUAUUGUACCUCCAGCCAUCUGGAGGUCUGUCUGGGGACAUGGAGGCCUUGCGAGAGGCCCGCCUGGCCCUGCAGCAGCUCUACCAGCAGCUGGAGGCAAGCCUGCGCAAGGAGAAGAUCGCCAAGAGAGGGCUGGGAGUGGACAGCCAGGCACUCAGGGCUCUGACACAUGAGCUGCAGAAGCUGUAUCCCCAGUUGCUUUGCCACGAGGACACGAAGCAGAUUUAUCUUAUUGGAAACCUCGUUGACGUGUCCCAGGCCAAGCAGUACCUUCAGCAUUCCAUCACCAGGAGAGGUGCUGCACACGCAGUUGAUGUGCUGAGCAGCAACCAGCCCUCACACCCCGCAGCCUCCGGCACCACAGAGGCUCCACUACAUCUGCCCAAAGUGCCUGUGGACUCCUCAGUGACAAAGCUCAGCUCAGGCAGGCCAGAGCUGAAAGGUGAGCUUAAGCUAGCUGCCAACUUCAGUGCCCUGAAAGCUGACAGGUCUCAGGCUGGCCAGGGCCUCUUGCUGAAUCAGGACUCUCCGCCAGUGGGACAGGUGCAGCUUUCCAGGAAACACUCAUCAGAUGCUCCUGGUCUGAGUGACCCAACAGCACUGACCCAGCAGUAUCAGCCUCCUGUCCCUACAGCAGGUAAUGUUAGGGGGUCAGCAGCAGAGCCUCAGCAGAACGACCCCACAGAACGGGACCAUGUCGAAGGAGCUGUCAGGCUUCCAGGGCACAAGGUGCUGUCGUCCUUUGGGGGCAAAGAAGACAGCACUUCACAGCAUCCUGGGGACUCUAAAGGCUCAGGUCCCAUUGGGCACCAUUCCCACACUGGCACCUCCAGCACCUUUGAUGUGACAAGGACCUCUUCUGCUUUAGACUCCAAACCCUCUGCACCCAGGCCUCUGCUGCGCCGGUCCAACAGCUUCUCCCUGCCGAGGUCAGAGGAAAGCAGCAAGUCCCGAGACAGUGGCAGCAGCAGGGUGAGUGAGGAAAUGAGCCUGGACUUUCUGCAGUGGUCUUACCUGAGAGACACCUGCCGUGUCGCUAUCGACAAGCUGUGCAGGGGGGGGAAGGUGCAGAUCUCGGAGCGCCGUGCUGGGGACUGUGCAGUGCUGACACUGCAGGCAGAGGACAGGAGCAGGCUCUUCCAGGCUAAAUGGCAGGUGGAAGCUCUUGUGCAGAAGUGCCCUGACCUGGUGUGUCAGAGUCUGAGCUACUCAGAGCUUGCUGUAGAUGGUCCAGAUGACAGUGCCCUGAGUGAACUGUGCAGCCUCUUGCGAGGAAAAUCCCUCCAGGUUGGACUCCACAAAGACAAGUACAAGCUGUAUCUUGCUUACCCCAAGGAAAUGCUGCCAGGAGUGACUGAAGCCUUCCACGUGUUUUCUUCCAGGAGGCUACGUGCCCUGAAGUCUUCAUCUGUGUCUCCAGGACUAGAGAGUACAGGGCAAUCAAGUGUCAUCCAGCCAAGUAGAAGCCAGGACACGGUGCCGGAUGCAGCCCUUUCAAGUAGCCUGGAGUCCCUCCAGAUGGGCCUGCAGCACCUGAGCAUCAGCAAUCAAGCAGUCCCCAAUGAUAUGCUCAGGGCUUCCUGGGUGCCAGCAACCGAGGAAAAGAGGUCCCCCAGUCCUUGGACGUUCCAGCAGGCAAGGGGGCAGGAGGAGGCCAAUGGCCGUGCUGAUUCUGGGACUGGGCAAGGAGGAAGCAGCCUUCUGAACCCUGCUGCGGGGGAUAAGCCAAGUCCUGCUGGUCUGAAGGAGUCCCAGGAACAGCUGAAGACAAAAUUGUCCCUGGGGGAGUCGGACAUCGCCCGGCUAAAACAGGUUUUGCCAGACAGAUUCCAGUUUGCAAGAGACAAAGGCAAGAGCAGAGGAGGCCACAAUGAAGCGAUGGGACAGCUGCGCUCCCCAGUCCCUGCAGCUGAGGGGGCUCCUCACUCCCUGCCCACCUGGCUGUGCAGGGCCACGGCUCCUGAGCUGCCACCAGCUGCGGCCCAACAGGCACCUGCAGCAGAGCCCAGGGGCCAGGGAAGGGCACAGCUCCCAAAGGGCAGGAGCAGUGAGCAGGAGGAGCCUGACCUCCCAUCACAGCAGAGAAGAGACUCCAGCCUUGGACAGGAAAGUGGCACCAUUCCCCUGGGCCGGUGUGAUGCUUGCCAGGGCUCAGGGGUGACCUGCCAGGGCCCCUGUGGUCAUGCCUUGUGCAGGACGUGUUUUGCAGCAGACAGUGUGCAGCCAGCAUGCUGCAGCUCCUCCUCAGCUGCCCCCAGUCCCAGGAUCCCGGGGACAUUCAAGAUCUCCUCUCUGUCUCAGAACCUGCCCGGCUACUACCGAGACCUGACGCUUCAAGUUGCUUACAGUAUCCCUGACGGCGUGCAGGGGGUUGGGGACCCUCGCCCAGGACAAUCUUACAAAGGGGGGCAUUUCUGUGCCUUCCUGCCUGACAACAAGGAAGGGCAGAAGACAGCAAUGCUGCUGAAGAAAGCAUUUGAGCGUGGACUGACGUUCCAGAUCAAGUCCUGCAAUGGAGAGGAAAGAGUGACAUGGGGCCUUAUCCCACACAAAACCUCCUUUGGUGGAGGCAAAGCCAGGAACGGCUACCCGGACGCCCAGUAUCUCCGGGAGGUCCGCACGGUUCUGAAGAAACUGGGCAUUGCAUGAGACCCCCAUGGCCACAGCCCAUGGCUUUGCUUCGCCUUCCUUUCCUUCUGAUAAAACUGCAGCUUAAUAGAGACAGCUUGAGAAAAAGCAGGUGUUUAUCCAAGGAGCUCCUGUGUCCCCAUAGGUAGCCAGAAACCUGCACAUCAGCGACAGCAGCACCUCCGUCCCUGCCCCACACAGGCCUCAGUGUGGAUCAGCACUUCCUAGAAACUCCAGCUCCUCCUGGUUGUGUGUCCUGCCAGCCAGUUACACACCUGAUUUCAGCUGAUUUCAGGCCUGUGUGGCUUUCAGCAGCAUGACCCAAACCUU
Molecule: messenger RNA, 3514 nt
Organism: Manacus vitellinus (golden-collared manakin)
Lineage: Eukaryota; Metazoa; Chordata; Aves; Passeriformes; Pipridae
Exons: 3
Coding region: 47-3205 (1052 amino acids)
Biological process (GO): Notch signaling pathway; protein ubiquitination
Source: RefSeq, a predicted model, not a curated record